Molecule: messenger RNA, 806 nt
Organism: Rhipicephalus microplus (southern cattle tick)
Lineage: Eukaryota; Metazoa; Arthropoda; Arachnida; Ixodida; Ixodidae
Source: RefSeq, a predicted model, not a curated record
UCUUCAGAGAAAAACAUACCAUCCCCUUUUCGUCGCAGGAAACAUACUUGACUGUAAGGGAGAGGAAUUGGAAGCAUCCGUCAUAAUGCACCAUAUCAGCACCGUUCUUCUUCUGCAGUUCCUUGGUGGGGCCAUACAGACAGGAGCCAUUAUGGUUAACUUGACGGCGAGAGCAGAAAAAUACGUUCAAAAAAUAAACUUUACGAGUGGCGGAUACAUUGACACCUGGGGUAUGACCGAUAAGUAUGACUACUGGACUCAAACGAAGCAACCAAAAAGAGGGCAUCCAAUAAAGCUAAACGUGAGUGCUUUAUUGUGCGUUCCUGAAACCAAAGGCGACGAUGUACAAAAAAUGAAUUUUAGAUAUGAUUGCGAGACUGAAUUCAGCUUGUAUAUUGAUAAGGGAUUACAGAGUGUUUUCAACAUAAACACUACGGUGAGUUUCCCAUUGAUUGAGAACAGUUACAGCAAGAGAAACGUCGUCACGGUGAACCUGAACAAUAAAGAACAAGUCCACAAGACAAUCCAGAAAGAAAAGGGGAGGUCUGAAAUCAGGGGAUGCGAUUUCAUUGUCACUGUGACCAUGGAUGGAAGCUUCGCAUAUCACAGCAGACGACGACGUCGCGGGAACUACUACAAUGUGUCCGUUAAACACCUCAAGGACAGGGAUGAUAAGGUGAAGCUAUUGAAAAGAGGAGAAAAGCUCCAGUAUAACAUAACUGGGAGCUAUGUGGAGACGAUCUGUUCGUAGCAUAAAUGCUCAGGGUAAUAAAAUUUACCGGGGCAAUAAAAUAGCUACAACUGCG